Carcharodon carcharias (great white shark) is the source of this 1349-nucleotide messenger RNA. RefSeq names its product cdc42 effector protein 2-like. The transcript has 2 exons. Bases 547 to 1326 code for a protein of 259 amino acids. The record is from RefSeq and is a predicted model, not a curated record. Lineage: Eukaryota; Metazoa; Chordata; Chondrichthyes; Lamniformes; Lamnidae.
UUUAUUCUUUGGAAUGCUGCCUAGUUGAGUCAUGUGUUUGCCUGGUUUGGCUUAUCAAUAGCAGGCGACUGCAUAUUCAUCUCUAAGCACUCUAAGUAUACUGAUCAGUCCCUGGAGCCUAGUCUACAAUCCAACUGUGUACCCGUGGAGUUCAAUUUUAUUACUGCAGGACAGAUGAGAAGCUCAAGUUUUAUCCAUUGUAAACAGGGAUAUUGUUUGAUCUUGCGUGAGGAUAUAGACCAGGUGGACAUCGAGGGGGAUUCCUCUCUGUUGCUGUAGCGAAGGAGUGAAACUGCAACUCUCCAGCAUGAAUCUAUGAAUGGUUGGAAACAGCAGUUUGUUGUAAGAUUUGAUCUGAUCCUGGGGAAGUUCAUCCCCCCUGUUGCCCUCCCUCUGACAUAUCACAAGAGUAUUGUUCAGGUUCUUCAGAGCUGUGAGAGUGGUUGCAGUGACAUCUUUGACUGAAUCAGGGGAAGACGAGGAACCUUCACUGACGGUAGCACCAGAUCGCUGCAGGGAGAGAGAGAGGGAGAGACAACAACAAAGAUGUCGGCUAAGGCUCCUAUCUACCUGAAGCGGACCAACCGGAAAGGAAAGAAGGAAAAAUUGCGCGACAUCUUGUCUUCCGACAUGAUCAGCUCACCACUCGGAGAUUUCCGCCAUACCAUUCACAUCGGGAGCGGGGGAGAGGACGACAUCUUUGGCGACAUUUCCUUCCUGAAAGGCAAGUUCCACCUCCUCCCGGGCAAGCAGGGAGGCACGUUGUCGGGGAAGGCCAGUCGGUAUAUGUCCUAUGAGUUCACCAGGACUGCCAGCCUGCACGGUGAGCAGCAGCAGCAGCAGCAGCAAUCUUCACCCCUCUUGAAGAACGCCAUCUCUCUGCCGGUGAUAGCGGGCCCUCAAGUUGCCACCCAGCCUGUGGCCGAGGCACCCCCCAAACCACCCAGGCUGCACUUGGACGAUAAGGACGGAGAGCCCCCAGCCAAGGAGACGGCGUCGAAGGGAAGCCAAGAGCCAGGGCAAAUGGGCAAGGUCCAGGCCCCUCCAGACUCUGGCCUCAGCAGCGGACAGUCAGAGGCUAACCAACUUUCUCAAGAUGAUCAGAGAACCACCAACCACGUCCACUCAAAGAUAGACUUUGUCAUGAAGGAACAUCCUGAGAGGAGCCUGCUUUCCAACGCCGUCUCCCUCCUGUCCCUUCACCUGGACCUGGGUCCAUCUAUCUUAGACGAUGUGCUUCAGAUCAUGGACAAAGAGCAGGACAUACGGCCCAACAUGGCUUCCCUGGAAUCCAGUCCUAGGUGUGAAAUCCUUUCCUUUCAGUAGGAGCCCCUACUUGUUUGGGGCGG